This is a messenger RNA of Emys orbicularis (European pond turtle), 1513 nucleotides long. It is a transcript of the gene CSNK1E, whose product is annotated as casein kinase 1 epsilon. Gene Ontology annotation, cellular component: cytoplasm; nucleus. NCBI's taxonomy places the organism in Eukaryota, Metazoa, Chordata, Testudines, Emydidae. The transcript is spliced from 11 exons. The coding region runs from base 154 to 1404 and encodes 416 amino acids. Gene Ontology annotation, molecular function: protein serine/threonine kinase activity; ATP binding. The record is from RefSeq and is a predicted model, not a curated record. Gene Ontology annotation, biological process: endocytosis; positive regulation of canonical Wnt signaling pathway; peptidyl-serine phosphorylation.
ACAAGGAGGGAGUGCAGGGCUUGGAGCUGGGUACCGCCGCGAACACCCUGUCCCAAUCCUCCUUCAUCCUUCCCAUCCCAGCCACCUUCCUUCCUGACAGCCACUGGAGCAGCAGCCGGACACAGACCCCUUCCAGACAGGUGCGACUGAACCAUGGAGCUCCGAGUGGGGAACAAGUAUCGGCUGGGCCGAAAGAUUGGCAGUGGUUCCUUUGGAGAUAUUUACCUAGGUGCCAAUAUUGCCACUGGGGAAGAAGUUGCCAUCAAAUUGGAAUGUGUCAAAACCAAGCACCCCCAGCUCCACAUCGAGAGCAAGUUCUACAAGAUGAUGCAGGGAGGAGUGGGUAUUCCCUCCAUUAAGUGGUGUGGGGCAGAGGGUGACUAUAAUGUGAUGGUGAUGGAGCUCCUGGGACCCAGCCUGGAGGAUCUCUUCAAUUUCUGCUCCCGCAAGUUCAGUCUCAAGACCGUUCUGCUCCUGGCAGACCAGAUGAUCAGCCGUAUAGAGUACAUUCAUUCCAAGAACUUCAUCCACCGGGAUGUGAAGCCAGACAAUUUCCUCAUGGGGCUUGGCAAGAAGGGCAACCUGGUGUACAUCAUCGACUUUGGCCUGGCCAAGAAAUACCGAGACGCCCGGACCCACCAGCACAUCCCCUACCGGGAAAACAAGAACCUGACUGGCACGGCCCGCUACGCCUCCAUCAACACCCACUUGGGAAUUGAACAAAGUCGCCGUGAUGACCUGGAGAGCUUGGGCUACGUGCUCAUGUACUUCAACCUGGGUUCGCUGCCCUGGCAGGGCCUCAAGGCUGCCACCAAGCGCCAAAAAUAUGAGCGUAUCAGUGAGAAGAAGAUGUCAACACCCAUUGAGGUGCUCUGCAAAGGGUACCCUUCUGAGUUUUCCACGUACCUCAAUUUCUGCCGCUCACUGCGGUUUGAUGACAAACCCGACUACUCGUACCUGCGGCAGCUCUUCCGUAACCUCUUCCACCGCCAGGGCUUCUCCUACGACUAUGUCUUCGACUGGAACAUGCUCAAAUUCGGAGCAGCCCGAAACCCUGAGGACAUGGAUCGGGAGCGGCGAGAGCACGAGCGAGAAGAGAGGAUGGGGCAACUCCGGGGUUCCGCCACACGGGCGCUGCCACCUGGCCCCUCUGCUGGAGCCACAGCCAACCGCCUUCGCAACGUCGCCGAGCCCAUGGCCUCCACGCCCGCCUCCCGAAUCCAGCAGUCCGGAAACACGUCCCCCAGGGCGAUCUCACGGGUGGACAGGGAGCGGAAGGUCAGCAUGAGGUUACACAGGGGAGCUCCUGCCAACGUCUCUUCCUCCGACCUCACAGGGCGGCAAGAGGUGUCACGGAUUUCAGCGUCACAGACGAGCGUGCCAUUUGAUCACCUUGGGAAGUGAGGAGAAGAUGCCCCCGGACCAGUGUUUGCUUAGUGUCUUCACUGUAUUUUUCUUUUAAAAAACAAAAACAAAAAAACCCCAAAAACAACAACAACAAAAACUUAAAAAA